CUAUGAAUGAAAUCUUACUACUCACAACAAUGGCAACAAAAAUGUAAAAAAAAUAUAAUUUAAUACGUUCGGUUCAAUCGAUAAAUGAUAACACUGACACUUAAAUAUCUUAAAUAUAUUAAUUUUUAAUUUUUGGUUUAUCGUAGACUAGCAGUUUCAGUAUUUGUGCUGAUAAUAAAAAGAUACUAAGGCUGAAGUCAACAAUAUGAAAAAACAACUGAGGUGUACCGAGAACGGCGCUGAGGUAAACACGAGUAGGCAAGAAGAAAUUGAUAAGCUGAGAGCGGAACACGAGGCGAUGGUUUUGAAUUUAAAAUUCGAGCACGCGAUGGAGAUAAGGAAUAUGCACAUAUACUAUGAGUCAAGGAUUGGUGAACUGCAAAUUCAACACGGUAUGAUGGUCAAUGACAUAUAUCGAGAUUAUGAUAUGUUUGUCGACCAUUUGCGAAGUUUAAAUUAUAACCAGGGAAUACGCCAAGAAGCCGCGCUGAAAAGCAUGCGCGAACUUAAAGACCAGAUGCGUAAAGAUCAUUUUCAAGAAGUGCAGUGUAUGCGUUUAAAAUAUGAUAAUUUGGUCAAAGAGCACAAAAUUGAGAUUAAUGGUAUAGUUGAAGAAAACAAACUCAUCUGUGCCGAGUACGAGAGUAUAAUUCGAAAUAUGCGUGACGAAACCAAAGUUCUUAAAGAAAACAUAAAUAUCUCAACGAAUUAUUAUCUGACCAAUAAUGAUGCCAUCAUAGAGAAUUUGCGGAAUGUGUACAACAGUUCUUCGCUGGAAUUAUCAAGCACAUACCCCAAGCAAAAUGGAACUGAAGUCGAGGGACUUCAGCUUGUCGAGGAAGCUACCAUUAUAGCAGCACAGCUGCAGACAACCGACGGCCACGAAUAUUCUGAUGCCGUCACUACAACGAGCACUAUCGCUGACGACGACGCCGUGGACAUGGUAAAGUCGCAAGACACUAUGCUACAAACAACUGUAGAAGAUUGCCAGAAAUUAUUUUAUGAUACGGCACAAAAGCUGAGCCUGUUGCACGGGUACGUUUUCCCCAAGGAAUAACAUUUUUCUACUCAGACGGACGACCUACAGCAACAGCUGGACGAUUUUGAAGAACACACCCUCAGUCUACAAAACAGUCAUGACAACAGUUAAGAUAAAGACCAAGACUCCGAGGACGAAAAUUAUGCUGUCGUAGUGGCAGUGAAAUUUUUACCGAACAGUAAAUAGCAAUUAAAUGGUAGUAAUUUUGGUAAAUAGGUAGGUAAUCAUUUUUUCAAUUUAUCACCUAUUUUUUAAAUUCAGACUGGGACAGUUCCUAACUUUUUAUUAUAAUUGAUAAAAAUAUUUUAAACAAAAGACAAUAAACCACGUGCAUCAAUUUAUCACCUAUUUUUUAAAUUCAGACUGGGACAGUUCCUAACUUUUUAUUAUAAUUGAUAAAAAUAUUUUAAACAAAAGACAAUAAACCACGUGCAUCCGUAUAGGUCUCAAAAUUAGUCAAUAAAUCAUAAUUCACAACUUUUAUUUCUAAUCGUAAAUAAUAAUAUAGUAGUUAUAAAUAGUUGUAGAAUAAUAUUUAUUAUUAUAAUAUAGUUGAUUGAAUUUAGGUAUAAGACUCACAAAUAUGAUUGUUAUGUAAAUAUUGUUCAUUAUUAUGGACACUUUCGUCCGGUUAUUAUCGUACUGUAUACGCACUCAUUAACUGCUAUAGAUCAUUAUUAUGUACAAUACGUAGUAAUAAUAAUAUAUAAUAUUCGAUAAUUAUUUUAAUAAAUUGCCGUAUGUAUUACUUGCAUAAGUUGCGCUUUAAUUUUUUACUCAUGUAGUCAUAUGCCAUUCAAUUAAUUGUUUACUUAAAUUGUUACUUAUAUUAGUAUUAUUUACUUUCAGUUAUAAUAUGUAUCCUA
This is a messenger RNA of Acyrthosiphon pisum (pea aphid), 1905 nucleotides long. RefSeq lists its product as uncharacterized. The record is from RefSeq and is a predicted model, not a curated record. The transcript is spliced from 3 exons. The coding region runs from base 206 to 1057 and encodes 283 amino acids. NCBI's taxonomy places the organism in Eukaryota, Metazoa, Arthropoda, Insecta, Hemiptera, Aphididae.